Messenger RNA from Drosophila takahashii, 270 nucleotides. Its product is annotated as Male-specific RNA 57Da. The record is from RefSeq and is a predicted model, not a curated record. NCBI's taxonomy places the organism in Eukaryota, Metazoa, Arthropoda, Insecta, Diptera, Drosophilidae.
UGCGCAUUGCUUUCAAUUCGAGUUUCCACUAGCAAAUAUGAGGUUCCUGGCUCUUUUAUUCACUUUGCUGGUUGUGUUGGCGUUGGUCAGUGGCCAAAAGAAACUGGAUAAGAACGUGAAUCACAAUGUGAUCGUGAUCGGUCCAGGAGGUGCUCCUGCCACUGGUCGCGCCGCUGAGGCCGCUGAUGAAGCACUUCCGCCAAUUCGAUCCUAGAGGAUUAUUUAUUUCCAAUAAAAUAGAGACCUAGACGCUCUGUAAUAUAUUAUAAA